Molecule: messenger RNA, 1565 nt
Organism: Bradysia coprophila
Lineage: Eukaryota; Metazoa; Arthropoda; Insecta; Diptera; Sciaridae
Source: RefSeq, a predicted model, not a curated record
AAGUGAGUUUGAUAUUGAUUUGUUAUCGGUGUUUUUGCAUGAUAGGUUUUUUAUCACCGACUAUCGAAGUAGUCUAUUUUCACGAACGAAAUGAAAGUGUUCCUAGGACCAGCGUUACUUACGUCUCGCUUUUUUGCAGUAUUAAUCCUGUUUUAUACAUGCCUGCACCUAAGUGAAUCCAGUACUGGGAACAGGACUGAAGUUCUACGUUCCAACCCAUCAGUAUUGUAUGUGUGGUCUGGUCAGGAACCGUCUGUGAAUAACGCUGCCGAUUUCGUUGCUGUAAUUGAUUUCGACGAAACGUCUUCGACAUAUGGAUCGAUUCUACGAGUUGUACCACUUGUUUCCGACGCUUCAAAUAGAGUUGGUCAGGCGAACAAUGAACCGCAUCAUUCCGGCAUUUCUUCAGACGGACAAUUUUUCAUAACUGGUGGCCUACUCAGUUUUCUAUCAGGAAAUAAAGAAAUUUUCAUCUGGAGAAUCCCAGAAAAUCCAUUGGAUGGUCCGGAGUAUUUGUGUGCGAUUGAUGCGCCUGGGUCGGCAUGUACGGACGAAUUUCUACCCAUUGGUCCUUAUUCAUUUCUUGCCAGUAUGAUGUGCGACGAAACUGCAAAUUCGCCAGGUGACAUGGUGUUGAUAAAUGCGCUUGAUUGUACCGCAACCUCUUUCUUAGAGGAUAGAAGCUUAAGAAAUUUUAAUCCACAUGGGUUUGGUAUGCUCACUAAUGGAUCCAUUUUCACAGCGGACUAUAUUGUUCCAAUCACGUUGACGGAAACCGAUCCAUCAAAAAUAGUUUUCCAAAGUACCGUCAGACAUUUCUAUCCCGACGGGAGUUUGCAACGAACAUUUAACUUUCCUUACCCUACAAAUCCUGAAACUGGUCUGGGAUCAGGAAUCGGUUUUAUGGAACUGAAGCCUAUUCCAAAUGACCCAUUAGGACGCGUAUACGCUUGUGGCACUAACACGAACUUAAUAUAUCUCAUUACACCAGGAAUUCCGGAACCAGUACCCGUUCUUGACGCGUCGGUUGUCAAUGGAUACGAUAUCAAGCCUAGUGCAGGAAUUAUAUCCAUAUUUGAAAGUGGGAAGCUUGCCAUCAUGUCCUUUCAAAUGCGGUUCCUAUUGCUUGUUGAUAUUAGCGUACCCGAGGAACCUAACAUUCUAUUCACCUUUGACUUUUGUACAGACAGCUCAAUUGCAAAUAUGCCGAUUCAAAUUCCUGGCCUGCCAGGAACUACUACGUUUCCUGAAUACUGUGCCGCAAAUGCUAACAAUACCGGCACACAUGUGGUUAUGAUUCCACCAGGAGAAAACCGAUUCGUUGUACUGAACUACUUCCUUCAGUUCGGCUUAGCACAGUUUGCUGGCACACGAUCCAUGCACGUAUUCAAAGUCGAUCCGAAUAUGAGGAGCUUCACAUACGAUCAGCUAUUCAAUCCAAAUUUCCCUGAUAGUGAAUUGUCGCCAGAUUUUCCAACAUUUUAUUCGAUGCAAGCUCAUCCACAUCAUGCAGACUAUAUAAAACUCUAAGAUUGUCAACAUGCAAUAAAUGUUCGUUUGAGAAG